AUGAGUGACCACUCCAUCACCGAGAAGACCGGUUACGAGGCCUCCGAUAUCAUCGAAGACGCCCUCCAGUUGGCCGUCGAUGAAGAGCUCAAGGAUGAGGUGCGGACACUGAUGUCGAUGUAUCACAUACUGACAUCAUCAGCGAAUCAAGUCAUUCAUCAAAGGACACUUCAGACACUUCAUGGACAGACACUUCAUGUCUUAGACGACAAGACAUAG
Oppiella nova is the source of this 219-nucleotide messenger RNA. NCBI's taxonomy places the organism in Eukaryota, Metazoa, Arthropoda, Arachnida, Sarcoptiformes, Oppiidae. The record is from the annotation of a GenBank genome assembly.